AUGAUGCCAUGCCCAGAAGAAGGCAGCAGCAAAAGGAAGCGAGGGCCGGUGAGUAGAACAGAGCAGGGAGGAGUAAGAGAGAUGGGGAUAGAAAGCAGAGGCAAAAGGACGGCAGAUGCCCUUACUAUGCUAAUCGAGUCGAUUCCCAAGCCAGCUGGCGAACCGGAGCUAUCCAGGCCACUUUCAGCCAGCUGUGUGAGGGAUCAGGGUGUAUAUGCAGAAAUACAAAUAUAUAUAUAUAUAUAUAUAAGAGAGAGAGAAGACCGAAGGGCUAGGAGGACAGGGAGCAGCCAGGGCAGGGAUGUUCCACAGAAGAGUCGAUCAAGCAACCCCGGUGCGACGGAGUCGUUGGAGAGCCGUCCCUUGACUGUGAGACGGCGACGAGAGCAGCGAGACGUCCAGAGGAGGCAGACGGACGGAUGGCUGGUGCAGGCGAAGCUGGCGAAGCUGGCGUUUGGCGCUAACCACAGCAACGCCUGGAACAGCACUGGAGAUGGGAUGGAGAUGGGAUGGAGACAGAUGGAGAUACUUCAGCCGCAGCGCCAAAUCACACGGCGAGAUCAUGUACCUCCCAGGCUCGCACGGCGCCAGGUACUCGCCUCGUCCUCGACGGCGCUGGAGGCCCAAGGUGGAGCUCUCCUGUGCUGGAUGAUCGGCUUUAGUCAGGGCGCCCGCCGUGUGAUGACGGCUGCUGCUGCUGCUGCUGCUGCUGCCGCUGCUGCUGGGACUGUUGUUGACGCUCCCAGGGGCAAGUCUGCCGGCCUGGACGAAGAACGAAGGCGUCUGAUGCUCGCCGCGAGGGAGGGUGACGGCGUACAGGGAAACAGCUCUGCAUGGUGA
Molecule: messenger RNA, 840 nt
Organism: Trichophyton benhamiae CBS 112371
Lineage: Eukaryota; Fungi; Ascomycota; Eurotiomycetes; Onygenales; Arthrodermataceae
Exons: 3
Coding region: 1-840 (279 amino acids)
Source: RefSeq, a predicted model, not a curated record